AUGGCUACGCAUAACCAAGAAAAAAAUAAAUCUGAAGCAAACAUGGAAGAUAAACAAAAUUUACCAUCAUCAAAAGUUAUAUUUGAUCUCGAACAUUCUCAACGUCCUGAGGAUUUUGAUGAAUCAUUAGAUGAAUUUCUUGAACUUUCAACAACAUCAAAUGCACUUACAAAUUCAUCAUUGGAUUCAUCAUCACAUAUUAUUACCAAUAGUUCAACUAAAAUGAUGUCAUCAAAUAAUAGUACGAAUAGUGAAAAUAAAUCAACAUUAAAACGUUACACAAGAAAUAUGUCUGGUGUUUCAUUUGGAUCAACGGCAUCUCUUCGACAAGUAGCUUCAGUGUCAACACCUAAAGAAUUAUGUGAUUAUUUAGGUGGAAGACGUGUGAUUAAUAAAAUUCUCAUUGCAAAUAAUGGUAUUGCUGCUGUUAAAUGUAUGCGUUCAAUUCGACGAUGGUCAUAUGAAAUGUUUCGUCAAGAGAAUGCAAUUAAAUUUGUUGCUAUGGUUACACCUGAAGAUAUGAAAGCAAAUGCUGAAUAUAUUCGAUAUGCUGAUCAUUUUGUUAAUGUACAAGGCGGUCCAUCACAUAUGAAUUAUUCAAAUUGUGAACUUAUACUUGAUAUUGCAAAACGUUUUCCUGUCGAAGCUGUUUGGGCUGGAUGGGGUCAUGCAUCAGAAAAUCCUAAACUACCAGAAUUACUUCAUCGUAAUGGUAUUGCAUUUAUUGGUCCACCAGAACAAGCUAUGUGGGCAUUAGGUGAUAAAAUAGCUUCAACUAUUAUUGCUCAAAGUGCUAAUGUACCAACAUUACCAUGGAGUGGAUCUCAUCUCAAACUCACAUCUAAUGACCAAGAUCAUGAAGGCGUCCAUGUACCAAUGGAUUUAUAUGAUAAAGCAUGUGUAACCGAUGCAAAACAAGGCGUAGAAAUUGCAGUUCAAAUUGGUUUUCCAAUAAUGAUUAAAGCAUCAGAAGGUGGUGGUGGUAAAGGAAUACGAAAAUCUACAAGUCGUGAUGAUUUUGAAAAUCUUUUUCGACAAGUACAAACUGAAGUACCCGGUUCACCAAUAUUUUUAAUGAAAUAUGCUGAUAGUUGUCGACAUUUGGAAGUACAAAUUCUUGCUGAUCAAAGUGGACAAGCUAUAUCAUUAUUUGGUCGUGAUUGUUCAAUUCAACGACGUCAUCAGAAAAUAAUUGAAGAAGCACCUGCUAUUAUUGCACCACCAGAAAUUAUUGAACAAAUGGAAAAAGCAGCUGUACGUCUCGCAAAAAUGGUGAACUAUGUUAGUGCUGGUACUAUUGAAUAUUUAUAUAAUCCAAAUGAUCAAACAUUCUUCUUUCUUGAACUUAAUCCUCGAUUACAAGUCGAACAUCCAUGUACUGAAAUGGUUACUGAUGUUAAUCUACCAGCAUGUCAACUACAGGUUGCUAUGGGUAUAUGUUUACAUCGAAUAAAAGAUAUACGAUUAUUAUAUGGUGAAGAAGCAUUUGGUAUAUCACCAAUUGAUUUUGAUGAACCAAUCAAUAAACCUAUACCACAUGGUCAUGCUAUUGCAGCACGUAUUACUAGUGAAAAUCCAGAUGAAGGUUUUAAACCAAGUUCAGGAACAGUUGAAGAAUUAAAUUUUCGUAGUCGACAAAAUGUUUGGGGAUAUUUUAGUAUAUCAUCAUCCGGUGGUUUACAUGAAUUUGCUGAUUCUCAAUUUGGACAUAUUUUUUCACAUGGUGAAACUCGAGAAGAUGCACGAGACAAUCUUGUUGUUGCAUUAAAAGAAUUAUCAAUUCGUGGAGAUUUCCAUUCAACCGUGGAAAUUUUAAUUCGUCUUUUGGAAACGGAUACAUUCAUAAAUAAUACAGUUAAAACAAGUUGGCUUGAUGGAUUAAUUGCAGAACGUUUUCAAACAGAAAAACCUGAUAUUAUAAUAUCAAUUGUAUGCGGUGCUAUACAUGUUGCAGAUGAAAAAUUUCGAACUAAUUAUCAAAAUUUUCAAUUAUCACUUGAACGGGGUCAGAUAUUAUCAAUGAAUACACUAUCAAUAUCCACUCAUGUCGAACUCAUCAAUGAUCUUAUUAAAUAUAGACUACAUGUCACUCAAUGUAGUCCAAGUUGUUUUUUUGUUGCUAUGAAUGAUUCAUAUGUUGAAGUUGAAGCUCAUAGAAUGAAAGAUGGUGGUAUAUUAGUUAAUUUAAAUGGAUCAAGUUAUUUAACAUUCAUGAAAGAAGAAGUUGAUACUUAUCGUGUUACGAUUAAUAAUAAAUCAUGUAUUUUUAAAAAAGAAAAUGAUCCAUCUAUAUUAAGAUCACCAUCAGCUGGAAAACUUCUUCAUUAUACUAUUGAAGAUGGUGCUCCAGUUGAAGCCGGUCAAGUUUAUGCUGAAAUUGAAGUAAUGAAAAUGGUUACUGAACUUCGUUGUCCAACUAAAGGACAUCUUCAAUGGCAUAAACGUCCUGGUGCUAUUCUUGAUGCUUCAUGUAUUCUUGCACGUAUCAUAUUUGAUGAUCCAUGUCAGGUUCAACAAUCAAAAUUAUAUGAUGGUAAAUUUACUUCUGAAAUAACAAAUCGUGCAACAGGUACAAAAUUAAAUCAAGUCUUUCAAGCAACGAAACAAACAUUAGAAAAUAUUCUUCGUGGUUAUACAUAUCCAGAACCAUAUUUUCGUGAAAGACUUAAAAAUACCGUUGAACAAUUAUUUACAAUUUUACGUGAUCCAUCAUUACCAUUACUUGAAGUUGAAGAUAUUCUAUCAAAUAUAUCUGAACGUAUGCCAAAAGAUGUUGAAAAAGAAAUCAAAAAAUUAAUGAAAAAUUAUUUAAGUAAUUUAACAUCGGUCUUAGUACAAUUUCCAUCACAAUCAAUUGCAACAUAUAUUGAUAAUUAUGCUGCUAAAUUAGAACGUCGAAGUGAUCGAGAUAUGUUUUUUACAACUGUACAAGCUCUUAUACAAUUAGUACAACGUUAUCGUAAUGGUAUUAAAGGACAUAUGAAAACCGUUAUAACUGAUUUAAUAAGAAAUUAUUUAAAUAUUGAAACAUUAUUUCAAUAUGGACAAUAUGAUAAAUGUUUAACACAAUUACGUGAUAAACAUAAAAUUGAGAUGCAUAAAGUUGUUGAAAUUGUUUUUUCACAUGCAAAUUAUAAUUCAAAGAAUGCUCUUGUUAUUAUGUUAAUUGAUUUUUUACUUGAACGUGAUCCAAGAUUAACUGAUGAAUUAACCGCAUUAUUAAGUGAAUUAACAUUAUUAACACAUACAAACAAUGCUAAAGUUGCAUUAAAAUCUCGACAAGUAUUAAUUGAAUUUCAACAACCACCAUAUGAACAAAGACUUAAUCAAAUGGAAUCAAUAUUUUUAAGUGCACUUGAUAUGUAUGGACAUAAAUUAUGCCAAGAUAAUUUACAAAAAUUAAUUCUAUCAGAAACAAGUAUUUUUGAUGUUUUACAUAGUUUUUAUUAUCAUGCAAAUGCACAAGUUCGUCAAUCAGCACUUGAAGUUUAUGUUCGUCGUUCUUAUAUCUCCUAUGAUCUUCAUAGUAUUCGACAUGGUCUUCUUUCGGAUGGUACCUGUUUUGUUCAAUUUUCUUUAUAUCUACCAUUAAAUCAUCCAAAUCGAUUAUAUGUCCAGGAACAUACAGGUCGUCGAGGUAGUUUCAGUGAUGAAAUGGCAGUUGUGGAUGAUGAUGAUCCACAAUUAUUUCGACGUAAAGGUGUUAUUGCUGCAUUUGAUAGUUUGGAACGAGCAAAAAAUUAUUUUGAUGAAUUAUUAAUUCCAUUUUCAUCAUCUUCACCACAAAGUCGUUCUUCCAUGACAGGUCGUAGACCAUUACGAGGACAUAGUCGACAAGGUUCAUAUGAUAAUAAAGCGACAGAAAAACCUGGAGCACAAAUUGAUGAAGCAACUAAUCUUAUUUAUGUAUUUAUUAAAGAUGAUGCUAAUCUUCAACAAAAUUUAAAAUUAGAAGAUGUAUUUCUUGAAUUUGUUCAAUCAAAAAAACAAGUUUGUACUGCAAAAAAUAUUCGUCGAGUAACAUUUUCUCUUGCUACACAACGACAAUUUCCAAUUUAUUAUACAUAUCGUAAACGAUUAACUUAUGAUGAAGAUAAAAUCUUUCGAAAUCUUGAACCUGCACUUGCUUAUCAACUUGAACUCUAUCGUUUACGUUCAUUUGAUUUAGAAUUUGUUGCAACAUCAAAUCAUAAUAUGCAUAUUUAUCUUGGCAAAGGAAAAAUUCAUAAUAAACAAAAUGAUUCACCUGAUUAUCGUUUAUUUGCACGUACAAUUAUUCGUCAUACAGAUUUAGUAACAAAAGAAACAAGUUAUGAAUAUUUACAAAAUGAAGCUGAACGUCGUUUACUUGAAGCUAUGGAUGAACUGGAAAUAGCAUUUUCACAUCCAUUAGCAAAUAAAACUGAUUGUAAUCAUGUAUUUAUGUGUUUUGUACCAACUGUUUGUAUGGAACCAAGUAAACUUGAAGAAAGUGUUCGUGGCAUGGUACUUCGUUAUGGUAUUCGUUUAUGGAAACUUCGUAUUCUUCAAGCUGAAUUAAAAAUGAAUAUACGAUUAACACAAGAUGCUGAACCGACACCAUUUCGUGUAUUUAUGACAUAUGAAAGUGGUUAUCAUCUUGAUAUAUCACUCUAUCGUGAAGUAACAAAUCAAUCAACAGGACAAACUGUAUUUCAAACAUAUAAUAUUGGUAAAACAGGACCAUUAGAUGGUCGUGCAUUACAUGAUCCAUAUUUAACAAAAGAUCAAUUACAAUAUAAACGUUUUACUGCUCAAUCAAAUAGUACAACAUAUGCUUAUGAUUUACCAGAAAUGUUUCGACGUGCUUUACUUUCAACAUGGAAACAAUAUUUUGAAAUAAAUAAAUGUAAAGAUCAAACAAUACCAAAAGAUAAUUUUGUUUAUCAAGAACUUAUACUUGAUAAUACAAAACAAGAUCUUAUUGAUUCAACAUCACCAGUUUCACCCAAUUCUAUUUCAACAACUGAUACACCAUCAAUAACAGCUAUUUCAACACCUGUUAUGGAUACAGAUAAAACACCAGCAACUCCAACAAGUUCAACACCAAUAUCAUUACAAUCAUCACCAUUUGAUACGAAUGAAACUAAUAAUAAACUUAAACAAUGUGGUCUGAUAACACGUACACGUUCACCAGCUGAAAAUGAUUGUGGUAUUAUUGCUUGGCGUAUUCGUUUAAAAACACCUGAAUGUCCAGAUGGUCGUACAAUCAUUGUUAUUGCAAAUGAUAUAACAUAUAAAAUUGGUUCAUUUGGUAUUGAAGAAGAUUUAUUAUUUCAACGUGCAUCCGAAUUAUCACGUUUAGAACGUAUACCACGUAUUUAUAUAUCUGCAAAUAGUGGUGCACGUAUUGGUCUUGCUGAAGAACUUAAAUUUCUUUAUAAUAUUGCAUGGAAUGAUUCCAAAGAUAUUGAUAAAGGUAUUCGAUAUUUAUAUUUAACACCAGAAGAUUAUGCACGUGUAUCACAUAUGGAUUGUGUACGAACAGAAUGUAUCAAUGAUGAUGGAGAAAUGCGACAUAAAAUCGUGGAUAUUAUUGGUAAAGAAAAUAGUUUAGGUGUUGAAAAUUUACGUGGUUCAGGAAUGAUUGCUGGUGAAACUUCACUUGCAUAUAAUGUUAUUCCAACAAUCAGUUUAGUAACAUGUCGAGCUGUUGGUAUUGGUGCAUAUCUUGUUCGACUUGGUUCACGUGUAAUACAAGUUGAAAAUUCUCAUAUUAUAUUAACAGGUGCUGGUGCACUUAAUAAAGUUCUUGGUCGAGAAGUUUAUAAUGGUAAUAAUCAAUUAGGUGGUACACAAAUUAUGUUUAAUAAUGGUAUUACACAUGAUAUUGUUAAAGAUGAUUUUGAUGGAUGUUUACUUAUACUUCGUUGGCUUUCAUAUAUGCCAGAAACAAUGUUACAUUUACCACCAGUAUUACCGGGAUUAUAUGAUCCAAUUGAUCGUACAAUUGAUUUUGUUCCUACAUCAACACCAUACGAUCCAAGACAUAUGAUUCAAGGACGACAACUUGCAUCACCACAACAAAAUUUUGGUCAGAUUGAUUCCAAUAUAUCAAUGACAGCUUCAUUUCAAUCAGGAUUCUUUGAUCGAGAUUCAUUUGUUGAAAUAAUGAAAGGUUGGGCAAAAACAGUUGUAUGUGGUCGUGCUCGUUUAGGUGGAAUUCCAAUGGGUGUUAUUGCUGUUGAAACACGUACAGUCGAAUUAGAACAACCAGCUGAUCCAGCUAAUUUUGAUUCUGAUGCACGUACAAUACAACAAGCAGGUCAAGUAUGGUUUCCUGAUUCAGCAUUUAAAACAGCUCAAGCAAUUAAUGAUUUUAAACGUGAAAAUUUACCAUUAAUGAUAUUUGCUAAUUGGCGUGGUUUCAGUGGUGGUAUGAAAGAUAUGUAUGAUCAAAUAAUGAAAUUUGGUGCAUAUAUUGUUGAUGCUUUACGUGAAUAUGAACAACCUGUAUUUAGUUAUAUUCCACCAUUUGGUGAAUUACGUGGUGGUGCUUGGGUUGUUAUUGAUCCAACAAUUAAUUUACGUUAUAUGGAAAUGUAUGCUGAUCAAAUGAGUCGUGGUGGUGUACUUGAACCUGAAGGUACAGUUGAAAUAAAAUAUCGUACAAAAGAUUUAACACGUACAAUUCAUCGACUUGAUCCAGCAUGUCGAGAUUUAGUUAAAGAAAUAAGUUCAUGUCCAGCAGGAGCCAAUAAUAUUAAAGAAGAUCUUGAAAGACAAUUAGCUGAAAGAGAAAAAUUUUUAUUACCUGUUUAUCAACAAGCUGCUGUUAUGUUCUGUGAUUUACAUGAUACACCAGGUCGUAUGUUAGAAAAAGGUGUUAUACGUGAAAUCUUAGAUUGGCGAACAAGUCGUGAAUUUUUCUAUUGGCGAUUAAAACGUCGUUUACAUGAAAAUAAUACUAUUAAAACAAUGGUUACUCUUGAACCUUCGGUUAAUUAUGAAUCAGCUUCGAAUUAUCUUCAACAAUGGUUUAAUGAAGAUCAAAACAAUAAUAGUGCACAAUGGACACAAGAUAAAAUUGUUGCUGAAUGGCUUGUACAAUUUCAAAAAUCAGCAUUAAAUAAUCAUAUGAAAACUUUACAAAAACUAAAUGCUCGACACGAUAUUCAUCGAUUACUUCAAACAUAUCCUGAUCUUUUAUCAGAUGUAUUAUCGAAUGCAAAUGAUGAACAACGCUCUGAAAUGAAUCGCAUUUUGAACAACAAACAAUAA
Molecule: messenger RNA, 7239 nt
Organism: Adineta steineri
Lineage: Eukaryota; Metazoa; Rotifera; Eurotatoria; Adinetida; Adinetidae
Source: the annotation of a GenBank genome assembly